AUGGGUGUUCGACAGCAAGAAGCAUCUCAAGUACAGUCUGCGUUAUGCGUAAUGUUUGUUGCAUAUAUUUUCUAUGUUCUUGUUUUAAUCAUAUAUAACUAUUCGUUAGUUUCAUAUAAAACUAGUGAAUUAAUAUUGAUUGGUAAAAAACUGUAUACGUUAUUUGAAAAUAAAUCAUAUACAGCUUUUUAUGAUAUUCCAUAUGCCCGACCACCGAUCAACGAACUGAGAUUUAAGCCUCCGAAAUACAUUUCGUUUUUUGAAAAUGGUAUAUAUGACUACAGCAGACCCUGCUGCAAAACGUGUGCAAUUGUUAAUAAUGAAGAUUGUUUAUAUCUGUCUAUAUACUCGCCAAAUAUCGGUAAUAAAACGAAACAAUAUCCAGUUUUAGUAUGGGCUAAUGAAUAUUCCAAUCUUCAUGGGCCUGAUUUUUUUAUAGACGAAAAUAUAAUAGUAGUAACUGUGUCAUUUAGGUUUUCUAUUUUUGGAUUCCUUAAUACAGAAGAUGAUUACGCUGAAGGAAAUAUGGGAGCUAAGGAUAUAUUAAUGGCACUUAAAUGGUUGCGUGAAAACAUUAUGAUUUUUAAUGGUGAUCCGAACAGAGUUACGAUUAUUGGUUCUGGUUUAGCAUCCACUCCGGUUGCAUCAAUGCUAGUCUCAAUAGCUGCAGAUGAUCUGUUCAAAAGAGCUAUAAUUUUAGAUGGCAGUGCACUAUCUCCAGCUGAGUAUAGACACAAUAAUUUAGAGGUUGCACAUAAAUUGUAUCGGAGACUAAAUAGAAAUUUCGAUUUAUUUAAUAUAAAGAAACUUUAUAAAAUUAUAGAUGAUACAUCUUCAGCGGAAUUGGUAUUGGCGAGUAGUAAUCUAUACGAUAGUACGGAGGUAAGGGAUAGUCAAAGAUUGAUUAAUUCUUUUGGUUGUUCAUUAGAAAUGUCGUCUAAAAUGCCAUUUAUGACUCAGUCUCCUGUGGAUGUAUAUAAUGGAAAAAAUAUAAAUAAUAAUAUUCAAGUAAUAUUUGGGUAUACUACUUUGACAAAUUUAUAUAAAUUAAAUGGUCUAGCAAAAAACAGAGAACUUCUAGCAUAUCUUAAUUACAAUUUUCAAUAUUUACUUCCCUUUGAAGGUGAGUGUAACGAAUAUGAUUCAAAACGAUAUCGAGAGAUAAAAAAAGAAAUAUUGGAUUUUUAUUUUUUAAACGGUACUAUUGGAAAACGAAGUUUAAAGCGAUACGCAAAGUAUGUUUCUGAUCAAGAUAUUUAUCCAUUGCUUCGACAAGCUACAUUGCAUAAUCGAUCGUCUGAUAGCGAUGUUUACUUGUAUAGAUUUGCUUUCAAAGGAUCUUUAAAUACUGGUUGGCGAUCAUCGGUGCCGAAUUUGGAAUGGACUGGAGCAACGUUAGGAGAUGAAACGUGUUAUCUAUUCAAAUGCAAAUCAGAAACAGAUGUCUAUAAAAGCCUUAAAUGCAAUGAAAGGCACUUCAUUAAGAAAAUUGUAAGGCUUUUAGCAAACUUUGUAAAACACGGAAACCCCACUCCGAAUCCUAGAGACAAUAUUCUGGAUACUUUACAAUGGAUGCCGUUGGGAAGAAAUGAAAAUUUGCAAGCGAUGAAUUUUGGUCAACAUUUGAGGAUGGUUGACGUGCCUGAGGAGAAGAGAAAACAUUUUUGGGACCGACUAAUGAAAGAGUAUUUCCAUGAUUAAUGAAGAUUUUUUAUAUAUAUUCAGGACUAUUUCCUCGCCCGAGUCUCAGUACUCAGCGCAUCAACAAGUGACGCUGUUAUGGCCAGUAUGUCGGUCUACGAUUAAUAAACACUUAA
Molecule: messenger RNA, 1817 nt
Organism: Vanessa atalanta (red admiral)
Lineage: Eukaryota; Metazoa; Arthropoda; Insecta; Lepidoptera; Nymphalidae
Product: juvenile hormone esterase-like
Exons: 4
Coding region: 1-1701 (566 amino acids)
Source: RefSeq, a predicted model, not a curated record